GGACAAGAUUUGCAUCCAGUUUAAACGCAUUUGUUCCAAGCGUGACACCCUUUGCUUUAGUAUUUCGCGCAUGAAAUGUAGGAAAAUCAAAUCAAAAUACUUGUUUACUCAAGGUAGUAUUAAAAGGUUUUUCUGUGUAAAUCAUAAAGCCGUAAUCUUGAGGAGAAACAAUCCAUUAUAAUGGGUUAAUACAUCUUGGUGAAGAUACUUGCAAAGGGUAAUUAUGCUCUCACAAACACAAGGUUGUUUUGACUUUCCAUUUCAGUUUACGUUUCAAAGUAAACGUCAGUUAACUUUCAUCGGAUUUGCCAUUCGUCGAUUUAUUGUCGGUAUUAACUACGCAAUUGUCAUUCCCUCUCUUUGGUUCUACCUGAAAUCAUUUAAUGCCCCAUACUACUAUUUAGGAUUGGCUAUAGCCGCUGACUCGCUUGUAGGCGUUAUCUUUGCCCCCAUUGUGGGCAAAAUUGCUGACGCAACAAGAAACAUACGCGCUAUUGGGGCUUUUGCAUGUUUGCUAGAUUUUUCCGGUAAUAUUGUGUAUGCAAUACCGUUGCAUGUCUACAUGCCAGUGAUCGGUCGAUGUAUAUCUGGUAUUGGUGCAGGAUACGUGUCGGCACUUUAUGGAGAAGUGUCACGUGUCACGAUGCCUUCCGAGCGUACGCGAAUAGUUACGAUAAUGGAAGGAGUGCGUCUGCUUGGAAUUACUAUCGGACCAUCAUUUAAUUUCUUUUUACAAACUUUUGAUUUUAAAAUUGGCCCAUGGAAAAUUGAUAAGAAAAAUGCACCAGGAUUUUUUAUGGCUAUAUUAUGGUUAAUUGUUUUCGUUAUUCACUUGUUUAUGGUGAAUAACAUCACGAAAGAGUUUAGACAUCUUGAAGAUGAGAUUUUAUACGGAAAAACUUCAAAGAAUCUUGAUCCGCUGGGUUCAAAGCCAGAAUGUCAACGAAAGUCUUCUGACGAUGGCAUGGGUUCUCGGAGAUCGCUACAGGAUACAAUGGGAUCCAUCGAUGAUGAGAAACAUAGUAGAGGAUCAACUUGCUCAUUUGAUCACCAGAAUGAAGGUGAGUUGGAUUAUAUUGAUAUUUUGUUAUCACAACGGCGACAAGACGGUCAAACAAAGAAAAAAACUCGCACUUUUUGUGAUGGUAUAAAAGAAGCUGUCUCACGGAUCGAUAUUUUGGUUUUGUUUUUCUCUCAGUUUUUGAUGUAUUUUAGCCAAAGUGCGUUCGAGACGCUAGCUCCCCUUAUAGGAGUACAGAUGUUUAAUUUUACAAUAACGUACCUUGCUUGUCUAUAUGUUGCUGCGGGAGUAGAGCUUGUUGUUAUCAUUGUACUUGUGUGGUUGGUCUCACGACAUAUAUCUGAUAGAAGUCUAUUGCUUGGCUCAACUGCCAUGGGAACUGUUGGUGUAUUUGCGUUGCUUGGUGUUGCCUUAUCAAAGCCAGGAUCCCAUGGUGGACUGGUUUUAGGUCUACUUAUGGUAUUCUUUAUGUUGCUAGCAACACCUGUAACAAGCAUUGUUGGUAAAUCAUUAUUAUCGAAAAUUACACCUGUUGAAGAACAAGGAUUUUACCAAGGUUGUCUGUCAUCAACGCAACAACUUGGGUUAAUCAUUGGCCCUCUAGUGGGUAGCGCUCUUUAUACCUACCUGAUUAUCUUCAGUUCUGUGUCCCUAGCUGUUUUCGUCUUUCUUUAUUUAUUGACAUUGCUCGUUAUGGAUAAAUUGGUCGACAAUACUAUUCAAGCUGAAAGCGUUGAAUCGUAGACUUUUCACGUAAUCUCCAUUUUAAAGUUGUUUACUAAAAACACAAUGAGAAGGAGAUUUUUAUUUUUGGAGCAUUUUACUUAGUAGCUAUAACAAUGACGCAUAGUUACAUGUUUGUAUGUGCAUAGUCCACAGAAAGACUGUUCGUGUUGACUUUCGAUAUCUUGCGCUUGAGGACCAGGGGGCGUUUGAACGAAGCCUGGAUAACGCUAUUCAUUAGAUAGCAAUUUUUUAAAACUUUUAAAGAACCUUUUAAAAAGCAAAAAAA
Molecule: messenger RNA, 2033 nt
Organism: Xenia sp. Carnegie-2017
Lineage: Eukaryota; Metazoa; Cnidaria; Anthozoa; Malacalcyonacea; Xeniidae
Product: major facilitator superfamily domain-containing protein 8-like
Exons: 2
Coding region: 224-1765 (513 amino acids)
Biological process (GO): transmembrane transport
Molecular function (GO): transmembrane transporter activity
Source: RefSeq, a predicted model, not a curated record